GCGCGCCCCUUCCGGCGCGGGGAGGCAGCUGAGGAUCGGGCGCUGCUCGGGCGCAGCCGCCUCCAGCGCCGCGGGAUGUAGCGCCCGGGUCCGCGGUGUCCCCCCGCACAGGCAUCCCGCCCAGCCUGUUUGCCACCACAGGAAGAUCUCUGCCCCCUGGACCUGGGAGACCCCCACCCUUUUCCCAAGCUGAAGCUACAGGGUAUUGAGAUAUUAGCAAGAUGUCUUCCCACAAAGCAUCUGCGGUGGCACAGGGCAGCGGGGCUCCUGCCAGCAACAGGGAAACCGACACACUGGAGCUGGCAGAACUGGGACCCCUGCUGGAGGAGAAGGGCAAGCGAGGGACUGCCAACACCACCACCAAAGCUGAAGAAGAGCAAACCUGCCCAGUGCCCCAGGAAGAAGAGGAGGAGGUGCGCGUACUGACACUUCCCCUGCAGGCCCACCAUGCCAUGGAGAAGAUGGAGGAGUUUGUGUAUAAGGUCUGGGAGGGACGUUGGAGGGUCAUCCCAUAUGAUGUACUUCCUGACUGGCUGAAGGACAAUGACUACCUGCUACAUGGCCACAGACCACCUAUGCCCUCUUUCCGGGCUUGCUUCAAGAGCAUCUUUCGCAUUCACACAGAAACUGGCAAUAUCUGGACCCAUUUACUUGGUUUUGUGCUGUUUCUGUGUUUGGGAAUCUUGACCAUGCUCCGACCAAAUAUGUACUUCAUGGCUCCGCUGCAGGAGAAGGUGGUUUUUGGGAUGUUCUUUUUGGGUGCAGUGCUCUGCCUCAGCUUCUCAUGGCUCUUCCACACUGUCUACUGUCAUUCAGAGAAGGUUUCCCGGACUUUUUCCAAAUUGGACUAUUCAGGGAUUGCUCUACUCAUCAUGGGGAGCUUUGUCCCCUGGCUCUAUUAUUCCUUCUACUGCUCCCCACAGCCUCGGCUCAUCUACCUCACCAUCGUCUGUGUCUUAGGCAUUUCUGCCAUCAUUGUGGCACAGUGGGACCGGUUUGCCACUCCUAAGCACCGUCAGACAAGAGCAGGAGUGUUCCUGGGACUUGGCUUGAGUGGUGUUGUGCCUACCAUGCACUUCACCAUUGCAGAGGGCUUUGUCAAGGCCACCACUGUGGGCCAGAUGGGCUGGUUCUUCCUCAUGGCCGUGAUGUACAUCACCGGAGCUGGCCUUUAUGCUGCUCGCAUUCCUGAACGCUUCUUUCCUGGAAAAUUUGACAUAUGGUUCCAGUCUCAUCAGAUUUUCCAUGUCCUGGUGGUGGCAGCAGCUUUUAUUCACUUCUAUGGCGUCUCCAACCUUCAGGAAUUCCGUUAUGGCCUAGAAGGUGGCUGUACUGAUGACUCCCUGCUCUGAGCUUUCCCACCUGAGGGGUGGAGAAGGAACUUCCCAAGUGCUUUUAAAAAAUAACUUCUUUGCUGAAGCAAGAGGAAGAGUCUGGGUUGUUUGUUUCUAGAAGAAACCUCUUACGGAAUUCAAUACCAGUCAAGCUUCAGCUCACUUUCACAGCCACUGGGCAAUGAACUUUCCAUUUUCAUUCUCUGCCUGGGGAAGGUGUGAAUGGUCAACGCAGCCAUCCCCCUCCUCAGCCGUCACCUUCUCAACAAGGCAACUACUGGUCCUUCACAGACACACGACUUUGGAACUCACAUUGAAAUUUUCCCCCUCCAACCAUUUUGGGAAAAAAAUUAUGGCCUGCAACUCUUCAUAAACUAUAUUUGUUUGUUUAUCUUGAAGAAAAUAUCCCUUCCUUGCCCUUUUCCUUACUUUGUAACCUGGCUUAUAACAAGCCAUCAUUUUUGUAGCACACUUUUCAAAAACAAUUAUAACCUAGUCCCAUCUUUCUAGGGCCUAGACCUGCUUACACAGCAGGAAGAGUAAAUCCACCAACUUUUAUGUACCCCAGCUAAUCAUGGAAAUAUGUCCAGACUUCAGAUUACUUGAGUUUUGAUUUUUUUUUCUUAGCAGAAUAAUGUAAAAUUUAAAUGGGGAAAGAUAUUUAAUAUUUAAUACUAAGCUUUAAGAAGAAUCUUGCUAUUGUUGCUAUGUAUCUUGAUGCAGAGACUAUGAUGAUAAUAAAAGAAGUAAAGAAGACACUUGGCAUUUAAAGAUA
Molecule: messenger RNA, 2109 nt
Organism: Jaculus jaculus (lesser Egyptian jerboa)
Lineage: Eukaryota; Metazoa; Chordata; Mammalia; Rodentia; Dipodidae
Gene: Adipor1
Product: adiponectin receptor 1
Exons: 8
Coding region: 222-1352 (376 amino acids)
Biological process (GO): adiponectin-activated signaling pathway
Cellular component (GO): plasma membrane
Molecular function (GO): signaling receptor activity
Source: RefSeq, a predicted model, not a curated record